Messenger RNA from Penicillium atrosanguineum, 1011 nucleotides. It is a transcript of the gene gpdA, whose product is annotated as glyceraldehyde 3-phosphate dehydrogenase GpdA. NCBI's taxonomy places the organism in Eukaryota, Fungi, Ascomycota, Eurotiomycetes, Eurotiales, Aspergillaceae. The transcript is spliced from 5 exons. The record is from RefSeq and is a predicted model, not a curated record. Gene Ontology annotation, molecular function: oxidoreductase activity, acting on the aldehyde or oxo group of donors, NAD or NADP as acceptor; NADP binding; NAD binding. The coding region runs from base 1 to 1011 and encodes 336 amino acids. Gene Ontology annotation, biological process: glucose metabolic process.
AUGGUCCCCAAGGUUGGAAUCAACGGCUUCGGUCGCAUUGGCCGUAUUGUCUUCCGCAAUGCCAUCAACCACGGUGGUGUUGACGUUGUUGCCGUUAACGACCCCUUCAUUGAGGUCCACUACGCUGCCUACAUGCUCCGCUACGACAGCACCCACGGCCAGUUCAAGGGCACCAUCGAGGUUGCCUCCGACGGCCUGAUUGUCAACGGCAAGAAGAUUACCUUCUACGCUGAGCGUGACCCCGCUGCCAUUCCCUGGGGUAAGGCCGGUGCCGACUACAUCGUCGAGUCCACUGGUGUCUUCACUACCCAGGAGAAGGCUGGCCUUCACUUGAAGGGUGGUGCCAAGAAGGUCAUCAUCUCUGCCCCCUCCGCCGAUGCCCCCAUGUUCGUCAUGGGUGUCAACAACACCUCCUACGAGUCCAAGGUCGACGUUCUCUCCAACGCCUCUUGCACCACCAACUGCCUGGCUCCCCUCGCCAAGGUUAUCAACGACAACUUCGGUCUCGUUGAGGGUCUCAUGACCACCAUCCACUCCUACACUGCCACCCAGAAGACCGUCGACGGUCCCUCCGCUAAGGACUGGCGUGGUGGCCGUACUGCGGCCCAGAACAUCAUCCCCUCCUCCACCGGUGCCGCCAAGGCUGUCGGCAAGGUCAUCCCCUCCCUUAACGGCAAGCUGACCGGUAUGUCCAUGCGUGUCCCCACCGCCAACGUCUCCGUUGUCGACCUCACCUGCCGUAUCGAGAAGGCCGCCUCCUACGAUGAGAUCAAGGCCGUCAUCAAGAAGGCCUCCGAGAACGAACUCAAGGGUAUUCUCGGCUACACUGAGGACGAUGUCGUCUCCACUGACAUGAACGGUGAUGACCACUCCUCCAUCUUCGAUGCCAAGGCCGGUAUCGCCCUGAACCCCAACUUCAUCAAGCUUGUCUCCUGGUACGACAACGAGUGGGGUUACUCCCACCGUGUCGUUGACCUGAUCGCCUACAUCGCCAAGGUCGAUGGCCAGUAG